Phymastichus coffea is the source of this 16725-nucleotide messenger RNA. It is a transcript of the gene poe, whose product is annotated as E3 ubiquitin-protein ligase UBR4. Bases 9 to 15866 code for a protein of 5285 amino acids. Gene Ontology annotation, molecular function: protein binding; zinc ion binding. Lineage: Eukaryota; Metazoa; Arthropoda; Insecta; Hymenoptera; Eulophidae. The transcript is spliced from 49 exons. The record is from RefSeq and is a predicted model, not a curated record.
UAUUCAAGAUGGCGGCGAAAAGCGGUGGUGUUGUCGAUUGGAGUUCUAUUAUAAAACCAAUUUUAACGGCAUCUUAUGGAUCUUUUAACAAAACUGAUGUUAUCGAGCUAGUCAAAGCUAUCAUUCAAAGCGAACCAGAGCUGGUGUCACAUGAUAAAGAAUAUGAAGCUUUUUACAUAUCAUUUGCUGCAUUGGCAGCGGAUUAUAUUAGUUCCUGUGCAGGUACAUUAUGCAAGAGUCAAGUACCUCUUGUUUGGCAAGCAUGUAGAAUAUUGCUAACAUAUUUAGUUGGCAAAUUGCCUCAGCAAUCUUCACAACCAGGAGAAAGCAGUGCUCCUACAAUCUUGACUACAAGACAGUUGUUAUUACCAAUUCGAGCACUAUGUAUAGGCCAAUCUCUGUUAGCCAAAUCAGAGGAAGUGACUUUUAUUGCAAUUCUGAAGAAUGCAAAACUUCCACAAUAUGUAAAAGGUUCACCUACAAGUGGAGAAAAAGAAAGCCUACCACAAUCUAUUAAGGAGACAAAAAGAGCUCGUAGUGAUUUAUCAGCAAAUAUUAUAGAACAAUUAACUAUGCCUUUGCAAGACUUUGCUAUUACAAAUGAUAUAGCUCAUGAACCAGCAAGUAAAACAAAUUUAGAAAUUUCUAAUAUUGAACAGAAUUCUGAUACAAAGAUGAUGUUCAUAGUAAACAAUAUAAAUACACUUCAGACUAUGGGUGCAGGAGACAUGCUUCUAAAUAUGUGCUCCAAUUUACAUCACUUAUCACGCUAUGCCAGAAAGUAUCAAGCAUAUUUGAACAGAAAAAGUUUCUGCUUGCCAGCCAAUCAGUCUGAAGCUCAUACAAUUCGUCACAGUUUGCAUUCACUUGUCAAUGAUAUAAAUAUUGUACAUAGUGUUGUGUCGUUACCGAUUUUAGAACCAUUAACACCAGCCAAGUUAGAGAAAUUAUCGUUGAUAACAAUGUCUUGUCUCUAUUGUUCAAUUGCUAAUGCGACGGCGUCAAGCAUUGUUGGAAUAACUAAUGCUAUCUCGCCGAAAUGUUGUCUGAGUACUGGUUCGAAUCCACAGAGUACUCAGAGUACUAAAAGUACUGAGGAAGAAUACGAUACUCUAGCAAUUACUGUUGUAGAAAGAAGUUUAGAAAUUUUCACUUUGGUAUCAAAUAUUAUUAAACAUAGUACAAGAGCUGGUGGACAUAUAUUUCAAAAUCAUUUAUUGAUUGGGGUAUGGCUAUUGGUAGCAGGUUUGCAAGCUCAAUUAUCUGUCAGCAGUUUUAGCGUAACUGAUAAAGGAAAAGAAGAAAAGGGCAAAUCGCCUAGUAAAGCACGUGAUGGAACCGGACGUAUUAAUUUGAUGAAAGUACAACAAGGAUUUGGAGUUUUGUCAGUAGCUCUGGCAUCACAUGCUCUCACAUUGAUGGGUGCUCUGCUAGAAGAUGUUUCCGUUGAGGCUAGUAAUGAACAAGUUUCUCAGCCAGAGUCAGCUCCAUUGGAUAUCUUAGCUACUGCUACAGCUUUGGAGAGAGUAGCGACAUUUUUCCAAGCUGCUCCAUUAAAUCAUUUAUUAUUUUAUUUAGCUACCAUCAGUUACAGAAAAGCAUGUACACUUAAAAGAAUACAAAAACAUCCUCUUGAAGGAGAUACAUUAAGUCAAUCAGACUCUACAACAUACUAUGAAGACCUUUACAGUUGCUCUGAGAGCUCUACGGAUCAAGAAGAGGAUAGCGAACCUAUUUUAGGAGCUUGGUUUGAGGAAACUCUAGAUUCUUCUGAUGCUCCACCAACAACUACCUCGAAAGAAACUAAUGAAGAAGCCAACACAGAACGUAAUGCUACAGUUGUACCCGAUAAUCGAGAACCUCACGGCUACAUUUCGUUGGCAACUCAAAUCUUCCAGUUCAUGAAUCAACAUCUAAUUGGAAACAGAAGUGCAUACGUCCGUGAUUACGUUGUCAACGGAUUGGUAGAACAACAAAUGGUUAUACUAGCUGCAAUAAUUAGAGAUUUAGAUCAUGAAGCAGCUAGAACCGAAACAGGCACAAUAUCAGUGUUUUACGGAGCUACAUUAGGUGCAAUGUAUUCCGAAUUUUCUCAAGCUUUAAGCCGGUACACACACAAUUUACUUGCACGAAAUACUUUGAGUGAAACUCUUCAAAACACUUUACUACAUCAUUUGGGAGUAAGUCCAUGGUCGACCGAGAACGCCAGUCCUUCAUCUUGGCCCUUACAAGUAUACCCAAGAACUCUUGGUGUUCUCGCUCAGAUUCUUUUAUUGAAACCACAAUCAGAAAAAGAGGCAGCUUGCAUUAGCAUUUGGCAACGAUUGGUAACAACGAUGGUUGAAAAUGUUUGUAAUCCACCUACAACUUUUGAAACCGACAAUGAAGAUUUGAAUGUUGAGCAUGCACAGUUGGUUCUUUUCCUUUUCCAUUCGCUAAAUCUCAUGCAGAAAAAAUCUGUACUUCUUGUAACCGGCAGUGGAGCUGUUCGGUGUAGCGAAGCAAUUAAAAGUCCGAUGAAGGAUUCACAAAUUUUGCAUUUAUCUCGAUUACUUAUUCUACUUGAGUACAUGAUGAAACAUCUUUACGAUGCCCCUUCAACUUUACUAGAGCAAGUACAUUGGAAUUUGUUUUCCGCUACAAGCUUAGUCUCAGAUACUAAAGAAGGAAACAAACAAGCAUCACGAAUCUACACUCCAUGGAAAGAAAUUGAAGAUAAUUAUCGGAAAUUCGGACCACAAGAAGAAUUUUCGAUGAAACCGCGGUUCUAUAACUUGACCGUUUAUGACUUCAAUAAUCAAGAUACACCCAAAUUAGAUGGACUGGCUUGUAACUUUAUUUUGGGUACACCGGAUAAAAUGAAAUAUCCACUACUAGUAGAUGCUCUUAUUGAUAUUUUGAAUAUCUUGAAUCAGACUAGUCUACCUAAAAAAACUGGUCCUGACGGUAAAGAAAAAAUGACGUUCACUGGCUUAUGUGCAAUACAAUACUGUUUUUCUAUCUGUUGGAGAUUGUUAUUAAUGCUGCCUCCAUCAACGCCUUACAUGGAUAAACUUGCUUUAGGUGAAGAAAUUCCAGCAGGCCCAUUAUUACUGCAUUCUUUGAUAUGGGGACCACGUGCCGCGUAUAAAACUUUUACUGGAUGGAUGAAGGACUGUUUGGUAAAACAAGGAAUGUACACUCAGUAUGCUGAAAAUUUAUUGAAAACCGUUUCAUCGACCGUUAAUUCUCUGAAAUACGAUGUAGCUUUAGCGAAAAAUUGUAUCAAGUCUUUGAAACCGGAAGUUAGCACAACAGAGAAAAUUAUACCAAAGUCAGCUUUGCCAAAAUUAAAUUCUCUUUGCAUACUGUCCGCAGUCGUAGGAAAAUUACAAGUUCAAAUGGAUGAAAAUAUAUGGAAACCGAUAACCGAAAUCGAUAACAUGGAAGCCUCAAAAGUUCAACAAACUAAUGAAUCAGCGGCUUCUAAUGUAAAUAAGUUAAUUAUAGAGAUAUUGCCACAUAUUUUAUCGUUGACAGAUGCGAUGUUGGCUUCAUGCCGAUCCAGCAUUUUAUACCAAAUUCAAGAUACUUCUGACAGCGGCAAAAAAUAUACUGUGAGAGAUUUUCUUAUUUUGGAUGAAGUUAUUUGCAUGAGUGGUGCAUCCUGGGCGACAGAUGCAUCUUUGAUUAGUUUAUUCCCAAAUAACGUGCGAUCUGUGCUGGAUAAGUGGAAAGCUAUAAACGUGGCUCAUGUUCCUUGGAACACAUACGCCAAUGAUAUAAUCCCCGCAGAAAGUUAUAUUUUAUCUACCAUUGAUCAUCAUAUUAGUUCUUUAUCUGAGUAUGGUUCAUUUUCAAUUAAUCCGUCACUGAAAAAUUUACUUUACUCUUUGAUAUCAUUCAUUAUGGAAUAUGUAAAUUCAACGACAGCUCCUGAGAACUCUGAAAUCAGAAAUCAUGCAAUAGAUAUUCUUAUUUCACUAACAAUGGAUUUGCGCACGGAAUAUUUUCACGAAAUGGCGUCAAAAACUCUUAAUACUUUGAUUGGUGAACCCGAUACUGAAGCCCGUCAAAUUCGAGAGCACCUUUUCGUACUUAAUCAUACAUACAAUUUAAUAGUUGAUUACACCAGCAAUUUGGAUGAAGCCAUUAACAUUUCUAUUGACGGCAAAAUCCUGAAACAGUGUAUAAAAUAUUGGGAGCAACUAUUAGAAAAGUCAGUGGGAUGUAAAGCUCUAGACGAAUUUUUCGCACCAAGCACAAACAGAACACUAGUUUCUGUUCUCCUCUCGAUAGCUUCGCCUCAGUCCUCACAACAAUUCAGCAGUCACGUUUUACAUUUUUUCAAUAAACUAUUUAAGACUGCUGAAAAAGACAAUGACGGAUCACUCGAUAGAUUAUGCAGAUCGGUUUCAAAUCUCGCAAAAGUGGAAAACGAGAAACUUCAAUCUUGGCUAGCUCAUGUUGUUCUUGGAUGUACAAGUUUGUCUCCGAGUACUCCUCCGGCAAAUGUUCCUGUAUCAGCUCCAACACCAGCUUCAACAACGACAUCUGCACUGGCACCAGCAGAAGAGGCGCAAAAAAUUGAUACAUCAAAUAAUGCACCAAAUAAUGAGCAAGUACAAGGUCAGUGGCAACCACUUGUACCCGAAGUAGCAUCCACCAAUCAAACGUCAACUUCGAACGAAGAACAGCAGCAGUCAUUGAAGGAAAAUAAUCAGUUGUUGCGAGCCCUCACUAAUUACAUAGUUAAAGAAAAGAGCAACGUCAGUGAAGGAGUAUCAGUGACAAUUCUGCAAGCUCUGAUACCAAUUGCUUAUCGUAUCUUAUCAUCUGCGACUGAAGGUGUAAGCUUCGCCGAACUAAUGCAAGUGAUGUCUACUCUUGCUGAUGCUGGAUCAGAUAAAGGUCACACUUUACUUUUCCAAUCUGCCACUGAAUGGAUUGAACUAUGCAAGCAACAACUCCUCAACAAAGACCCUCACAAUCUUGACAAAUGUUCAUCUUACAUCGAGGCUGGCUGUUGCGUGCUGAAUUACAUAGCAGACAUAGUGAAUGCAGUAUGUCCACAGAAACUCCUUACUAAUCAAGAUCGAGCUACAAGUCCACCCUGGGAAGGUGCACAACCGGCAAACGACGUAACAGAUAGCGACUGGAUCGACGAGAUCGUGCACGACGAAGACGAUAGUGGCGCCGAUGAUUCAGACGAAGAUAACCUAUGCAACAAACUCUGCACUUUCACUAUCACCCAGAAAGAGUUUAUGAAUCAGCACUGGUAUCAUUGUCAUACCUGUAACAUGAUCGACGGCGUGGGUGUCUGCUCUGUAUGCGCUAAAGUCUGCCAUCGAGGUCACGAUGUUACUUACGCCAAGUACGGCAACUUUUUCUGCGAUUGCGGUGCCAAAGAGGAUGCCUCAUGCCAGGCACUCACCAAAAGAAGUCCGCAAACCAAUGAGAAUCAAUCUAACAGUGGUGUAGCGUAUCAUAAUUCUAGCGGUGGCGACAAUCAUACGCUGUUGACAAGUAGCUUGAGGCGUAGACUUUCGAGUCCAAUACAUUUUGGUGAAAGAUACGAUAAGAGUAGCAAAGAUAAGCAGAAACAGGUGGCAUUAGCCAAGCAAUUAGAAGGUUCCAAAGACUGGAUUCUGUCGAAAGUGUGGGGGAGCGGUCUAGUCUCGUCAUUGGUACAACUAACUCGUGCCUUAAUCCCAGCAGUACAAAUGUCAUGCGAAAAUUUCUCACCAGUUGGUUGUCAUGCCCGAGCUCAAGCUGCUCUUUCACAGCUGCAUUAUAUUCAAAAAAAAUUCGAAUACACCGAUCAAUUAAUGCUACCAACUCUUGGAUCUCAAGAAGGAGCCUUUGAAAAUGUACGCAUGAACUAUUCCGGUGAUCAAGGCCAGACAAUCCGGCAACUCUUAUCGGCUCACAUGAUCAGAAGAGUAGCUAUGUGCUGUUUAUCUUCUCCACAUGGUAAACGACAACAUCUAGCUGUAUCUCAUGAAAAAGGAAAAAUAACAGUUCUUCAAUUAAGCACACUCCUUAAGCAAGCCGAUUCUUCAAAACGAAAACUCACUUUGACACGUCUAGCCUCAGCUCCAAUUCCAUUCACGGUACUUUCUAUGACAGCCAACCAGUGGAAUGAAGAUUUCCUUGCAGUCUGUGGUCUCAAAGAUUGUCACGUACUCACCUUCAAUAGCACAGGCACGGUGUCCGAUCAUUUGGUGCUGCAUCCUCAACUUGAAACUGGCAAUUUUAUCAUUAAGGCAAUCUGGCUACCAGGAUCUCAGACCCAACUAGCACUUGUCACUGCUGAUUUUGUCAAGGUUUACGAUCUCAGUAAAGAUGCUCUGAGUCCACAGUAUUACUUUUUGAUGCCGACUGGAAAAAUACGUGACUGUACAUUUAUACAUACAGAGAACAAUGAGUUCCAUAUGCUGUUAAUGUCUUCGGCUGGAUACAUAUACAGUCAAACUAUGGAUGAGGAUAGCCAAGCUAAACAUGGGCCAUUCUACGUUACGCACACUUUAAAAGUCUAUCAUUCUGACAUUAAAGACAAUGGCAUGGUCUGUGGUGGUGGAGUAUCAAUUUACUACUCUCACGCUUUGCAGUUACUGUUUUUCAGCCACGCAAAUGGUAAGAGUUUCGUAGCGCCGAUGAAAUAUGUCGACGACAUCGAUCUCGUUAAUAUGAUUACUAUUUCCAACAAAACUAAUGGAACUGGAACAAGCGGUAGCGGCAAUAAAUCUAACAAUAAUCAACCUCAACCACUAUGUCAGUGGAGCGAAGUAGCCAAUCAUCCUGGUCUCGUGUGUUCUGUCCUUCAAAGUAGUAAUAAUCCCGUGAUCUUGAUGAUCAAGCCUGAAAUAAUCAUGAUUCAGGAGAUCAAAGUCGUCCCGGUAAAGGCAAAAAUUAUGGACAUGAUGGCAAUUAGACAUCCAAGCUCCAACGCCGAGCAUCGUACGACUUUGAUUCUACUAUGUGAGGAUGGUAGUCUCAGGAUAUACAUGGCAUCAAUGGAGCAAACCGGCUUCUGGAUGUCGUCAAGCGUACAACCCGUAGGCCUUACUUCCACGAUGAAGCAAACGAAGAAAAAGAAAGCUCUUAAGGCGAGCAAGCCUUCAGGCUCGGUUAACUUCCCUAUCGAUUUUUUCGAACAAUGUCAAGUAAUGAACGACGUAGAAUUCGGUGGCAACGACUUACUACAGGUCUAUAACGUUGUUCAAAUUAAGCACAGAUUAAAUACCACUGGUAUGUACGUGGUAUCAACAAAAGCUACUGGAUUCAAUGUUGAAGUCAUAAAUAAUGACACUAAUUUGGUCAUGAUUGGAAUACGAGUUCAGCUGGGUACUCAAGAUGUUCAACGAGCUCCACUAUACGUCGAAAUCUUUGGCAGAAGUAUCCGAACGACAUUAACUCGCAGUAGAUGGUUCGAUAUACCUCUUACGAGAGAUGAAAGUCUGCAAGCAGAUAAGAGACUUACGAUCACCUUUGGACCUUCGCAAGAUCCUGAAAGUGUCAUCAUGGUUGACUCUAUCAAAAUUUACGGGAAGACAAAAGACUCAUUUGGAUGGCCAGAAGAACCCGAAGAAAUCUCGACAGGGCAGCCGACGUCAACGCAAGCUACUGGAGGAAUCACAACCAAUAAUGAUGCAGAAAAUCAAACUAUUUCUCCUACACCUUUGACUUCUGUCGACAAACCGACAAAGGAUGAGUCGAUUAAUAUCGAAAGAAUGGUAUCGAGUAUCCUCGAAGUAUUAGAGUCGUCAUUCAUGUUAGCGAACGAUGAAACCAAAGCGACUUUAAGGCAAACUGCAAUUGAAGUUGCUUCCAAUUUAUUGAUUCUACCGACACCUCCACAAGUACAAAUUCAUACGACAGCAUUUCUUGCUGCUUUGCACAGCUCAAAAGCUGCAUAUCAUGCACAUAAAGACCAAGUGUUAUUGUCACACGUGCUAGAUUCACUCAAAACAAUGAGAGAAACUGAAGAGAUAUGCGACAUUGAUGCUGAAAACUUCUAUCGAUUGAUUUUGAUUGUAAGAAGUAUUGCAGUGACUCGGCCGCAAAACUUAUAUAAAUUUGCCGAACAACAUUCAUCUAAACCCAUUGAUGAGAGUACAAUUUUUAUAUUUGAAUCAGAGCGAAAAGUAGUUUUAUUAUCAGAAAUAGAAAACGAGAGUCCUCACUUGCUGAUUCAAUUGAUGAAUGUUUUAUGGCUAUUGCAUGCGUCUUACCCCAAAAAUUUAGCCUUAGCACCUGUUGUCGUGCCCGGACUCACCCACACUGAAGCGGUUAUUCACGCCAUUAUUGAGAUUAUUCAUGCAUUUACCAUCUGCGAUGUUGAAGAAUUUACACCAGUGGCUGCAAAAUUAUACUUACAACUCUUGCUCUGCUCAGAUACGACCAUUAGCUUUACUGCAAAACAAGCGAUAAUUAAGGUAUUACGGCCGCGAUACAAAAGACGCAGAGUUUAUAUACCAAGUCCUCCUCACUAUACUACUCAGAACUCAACUUUAGAAGAAGAAAAACCAUUACCAAUAGUAGCACCACCACCGCCAGCAGAACCUGUUGAAGCAGAUGAGAACUUUGAUGUGGAUAACGUUGUGUCGAUGGUUCUUUUGGGUGCCGAAGGAAUAAAUCAACCUGGUGCAGCAGCUGCUCGUGCCGUAAAUCCACUGGAAGCUCUACUCGGGCCCGAUGGUUUCCCUCAACUUUUGGAUAUGCCUCAGGCUGAAGAUGACGAAGCUAUGGUCGAGCUUGCAAUUGCUUUAAGUUUGCAAGAUCACGAGGGUGGUCCUCAGAUUCAGGCUUUGCAACAAGGAUUUCAACAAAGCUUGGCUAAUUUACAAGAAGGUUUACAGAAUCUCAGUGGACAAGCUCUACAAAGCUUGCAAGCUCUUGCAGCUCAAGGAUUGGGUCAGGUUCAAAGUGGUGCUCAGGGUCAAGAAGCUGGGCACUACUCUGAUACGACAGCUUCAGCUGGUGGGUCAGACGAUGAAGGCUCAACAGCUGCGACCGAUGGAAGCACACUUAGAACGUCACCCGCAGAACAAGGUGGAAGUGGUGGUAGUAAAGGAAGCGAAAGUGGCGGAAGUGAGAGCGGCGGUAGCGUCGUUGAUAGUAUCAUGGGCGAACAUAGUGUCUCUGGCCGUAGCUCUGCUUACGGUGACGGUCAAGGCGAUGCCAUCUCCAAUAGUGGUAAUCGAUCUACACAACAAGCACGCUCUGAUAGUAAUUCCAAUGCUCCUUCUGGCACCGGACAGGAUGGAAAUGUAGAGCAGGAACAAGGAAAUGAGCAAGAAAAUGAUGUUGCCGGUGAAAUAACAACAAAUUUACAUGACGUGCGACUUAUGCUAUUAGACAGACUAAUGCGAUUCAUUCUCAAAUUGUCAAAUGUUCCUGGUGUUCGAGCUAUUCCCUUCAUGCAGGUGAUUUUGAUGUUAACUUCCGAUCUCGAUGGUCAAGAUGAAAGGGAUAGAAUUUGUUUCACGAACUUAUUGAAUUUAUUUGUCAAAGAACUUCACAUGGAAAAGCCCGACAUGUACGAUAUUUGUGCUAGAGAGAAUAAGAGAGAAGUUCAUUUGGUCAUUAUGCGUUUAUUGAGUGUAUUAAUGUCUCGAUCGAAAUAUAAUACAAAGGGACAAUCCGAAAGUUCAAACUUUACAUCUCAAAUGACAGCCGCUAUUUUAAGCAAAUCUGGACUUAUCGAUUAUUGCUUGAACUUAUUAAAGGCUUUGUUGGAGUAUUGGAAAACCGUAUCAACUGAUGACUCUGGAACUAUCAUCGGGGGGCAAUUGCUUAAAGAACAUCUCACUUCGUCCCCACCUGAUAUGUCACCAUUUUUCUUACGCCUGUAUGUAAAAGGUCAUGCGAACGACGUUUUCGAACCUUAUCCUCAGUUAUUGACUGAAAUGGCUUUAAGACUACCAUAUCAAGUUCAUAAGUAUGCUGAUAGUAAUACCGUUCAGCCAGCAUUUGAUCAGCAAGCUUGGUACUUUUAUCUUUGUGAAUAUAUGAUGUUUUAUCAAACACCAUUCGUCCGCCGUCAAGUCCGAAAACUACUGCUAUUCAUAUGUGGCAAUAAAGAAAAAUAUAUGCAGCUUCGUGAUCUUCACGCACUUGUUUCUCACGUGAAAGCAGUUCAGCAGUGUUGUAACAAUGGAGGCUAUAACGCACUUGAGCCGUUGCCGCAUUCAAUAAAUCUACCAUAUGACUCUUUAGUAGAGCUGAUUGAACAUUUGAAGUGUUGCGUUGAGAUAGCUACUAGUCGCACGGGUAACUGGCAACGAUUUUGCCUCAAGCACAAUACGGUGUUGUCAUACUUGUUCACGAUAUCAACUUUACUUGACGAAGGAGUCAGUCCAACAGUUUUACAGCUUCUCCAAUGUGCCAUAUGCUCAUCAUCAAAAUCAAAAGAUAUAAAGGGAAAAGAACUGAAAUCAGCUAUCAACUCUAAAGAGAGGCGCGAUCGCGAAAAAUCUGAGGACUCUGACACCGAAGCUAAAUUCGAAGAAACUCAAUGCAUAAAUUUGAUUGAACAGAUUCAGAAACAAGUUUCACCGACUCUCAUCACCAAGUUUAUUCAAACGUUCCUUCUAGAAACAAACAACACAAAUAUUCGUUGGCAAGCUCACUCGCUGGUUCUAGCAAUUUACAAAAAUUCUAGUCCAUCUGACCAAGAAGUUCUGCUUGACCAUAUGUGGCGUCUUUGGCCACGUCUACCUAUGUACGGACGUAAAGCAGCACAGUUCGUUGAUCUUAUUGGCUACUUUUCACUUCGAACUCCUCAGGCAGGCAAGAAAAUGUAUACUUACAUGGAGCAAGCAGUCGUUGUCCUACAUACUCAAAAUCAAUUGCUCUCGCGUCAUCCUAAUGCAAAUUUGUACGCCAAUCUUGCUCAGUUUGUAGAGCUUGACGGUUACUAUUUGGAAAGCGAGCCUUGCCUCGUUUGCAAUAACCCUGAAGUGCCAAUGACGACUAUUAAGCUAUCCUCUAUCAAAGUUGAUUCAAAAUUCACAACGACUACGCAGUUCAUCAAACUGGUUGGCAGUCAUACUAUUAGUCGCAUAACUUUGCGCAUUGGUGAUCUAAAACGAACAAAAAUGGUCCGCACAAUUAAUGUUUUCUACAAUAACCGUACGGUUCAAGCAGUAGUUGAGCUAAAGAACAAAUCAACUAUAUGGCACAAAGCUAAAAAAGUGAACCUCGUGCAAGGCCAAACUGAAGUUAAAAUGGAAUUCCCUCUGCCGAUAGUUGCGUGCAAUUUGAUGAUCGAAUACGCAGACUUCUACGAGAAUAUUCAAGCGUCAUCUGAAACGCUUCAAUGUCCACGUUGCUCAGCUAGUGUACCAGCUAACCCAGGCGUGUGUGCAAACUGUGGUGAAAACGUAUUCCAGUGUCACAAGUGUCGAGCUAUCAACUACGACGAAAAAGAUCCAUUCCUUUGCCAUGCCUGUGGUUUCUGCAAAUAUGCUAAAUUUGACUACACAUUAACUGGUCGACCUUGCUGUGCAGUAGAUCCUAUUGAAAAUGAUGAGGAUCGAAAGAAGACCGUUUCUACAAUUAACACACUUUUAGAAAAAGCCGAUAGGGUGUACAAAACUCUGAUUGCUAAUAAACCAACUCUAGAAAUGUUACUUGUUAAAAUAUCUGAACAUCGAUUGGACAGAUCUCUCGAUGAUGGCGUGGUAGCCCAAGCCAGUUCUGGUGGAAACACACAGGUUAAUCGGGCCAUACAAUUACUUGCGCAAAAGCAUUGCGGUGAGUGCAAAACGUCAUUCGAAGAGCUUAGCAAGAUUAUUCAGCGUGUGUUAGCCUGCAGACGCGAACUUGUUGCAUACGACCGGAACCAACGAGGCCAAAAUGUUUACCAACUGCAACGAACUGCCAGUGAUAAUGAGAAAGAUACAAAUGUAAGAGCACAACCAGCUAAUGGUAGAUGUUACGGAUGCGCAUCUUCCGCGACGGAGCAUUGCUUGACUUUACUUAGAGCUCUUGCGACUAAUAGCGUUGCCAGAGAAGUUUUAUGUAAGCAGGGACUGAUCCAAGAAUUGGUGGAGUAUAAUUUGAGAAGAGGAACUAUUUCGGUCCAAGAAGAAGUUAGACAAUUGUUGUGUCUAGUCACUCGUGAUAAUGCUCAAUCAACCAAGGAAUUAUGUUCAAUGUUGACGAACAGAGUAACGAUGAAUCUUAAAGGUAGAGUAGUGACAGCUGACUUAUCAACGGCUGUGAGGCACGAGAUGUCCUUGUUAGGUGCAUUAAUUCAAAAAGAUGAUUCGUGCUGGGAGCAAAAACUCCGAAGUGUCAUGCAACUGUUUCUAAUGGCAUGCAAAGAUUCAAAAAGUCCUGUGGUAAUGGAAAGUGUUAUUUUACCGUGUUUAAAAAUUCUGCAGAGUCUUUUAAAACCAGAUCAACCAAUAUCAAAAAAGAACAAGGAUAAAACAAUUGAUACACUUGCAAGUGUUCAGCCACCUGAUGGAGUUAGCAUUAAUUUAGAAAAAUGGUUGAGCGGCGAUCCAAAAUAUUCGUAUGCUGAAUGGUUACAGCGUAUGCCAGGCAAAAAAUCAGAGUCACAUCAAAACAAACCGUUGAAGAAAGAUGAAGCUCGAAUGCUUUAUCUAAGUGAAAAGUACGCUCAUCGCUGGUAUUAUCGUUGCUUGCGACAACGAGGCGUGCAACCACUUAAAUUGGCCAAUGGCUCGUGGCUCAAGGAAGUGAUCUUCAAUCCAAGCUCGCGUUUGGCUCGCCAAGUAGUUUGUAAUAUGGUGGAAAACUUGUGCCAAGGCACAGAUCGUAAAAAAGAAGUACUACUUUUGCUGACUGGGUACUUGGACGAACUGUGUGUAGCUGGCGAGAGCAGUGCAGAGUACCUGUCCUUGUACCAGAGUCUCAUACGAACUGCACCUUGGAAACAAUUCUUGGCGGUCAGAGGAGUGUUGAAUAUACUAGCUGAUCUACUCACGAAAGAGAUCGAAGAGCUUCAUAGACUAGAAGAAACUACAUUGACUAGUGAUUUGGCUCAGGGGUAUUCAUUGAAAAUGUUAACGGAAUUACUAUCUACUUUCUUGGAGCAGGAAACUAUCAAGCAGCAGUAUAAGGGCAGAUUAGUUGGCGCAGUUCUAAAUGGAUAUCUAUCGCUCAGAAGACUCGUUGUUCAAAGGACAAGAUUGAUUGAUGAGACGCAGGAGAAACUAUUGGAAUUGCUCGAAGAAAUGACUUCUGGCACUGAGGAAGAGACUAAAGCCUUUAUGGCAAUCUGCGUGGAAACCGUGCAAAAGUGCAGUCCUGAGGACAUACGCACUCCUGUGUUCAUAUUUGAGAGACUGUGUUCGAUUAUUUAUCCGGAAGAGAACGAUGUUGGUGAAUUUUUCUUAACCCUAGAGAAAGAUCCACAGCAGGAAGACUUUUUACAAGGACGAAUGUUAGGCAAUCCUUACAGCAGUUUGGAACCUGGUUUAGGACCAUUGAUGCGCGACGUCAAAAACAAAAUUUGCCAAGAUUGCGAACUAGUCGCUUUGCUUGAAGACGAUAACGGAAUGGAGUUACUCGUUAAUAAUAAAAUUAUCAGUUUGGAUUUGCCAGUGAAAGAUGUUUACAAGAAGGUCUGGGUAGCUGAAGGUGGCGAGUGCGACGCAAUGCGAGUCGUGUACAGGAUGCGAGGUUUGCUUGGCGAUGCGACUGAAGAAUUUAUCGAAACUCUCAACGCCAAUAGUGAGCAAGAAGUCAAUAACGAGGAAGUUUACAAAAUGGCCAAUGUCUUAGCAGACUGUGGUGGAUUGCAAGUAAUGAUCGACCGUUUGUCGGCCAUACAAGAUGUGAAUAGAGCCAAACCUCUGGUGCAAGUCUUGCUUAAGCUCUUCAGAAUUUCGGUUAAAGUAAAAAAGAAUCAAGAAGUUCUCAGCCAACCGGAGCUUGGAGCUGUUACUGUUUUGCUCGACGUGCUACAAAGAUGUCUUGCUUCACCUGAUAUUGAGAAUUCGCAAUCGAAAGUUACCGAGCAAUUGCUUGAUAUCAUGGAAACCAUCUUGGCGAAUGCAGCUUCACAACGGUUAGAGCAAUUCGAAGAGUUUUCACGUACACUUGGCAGCCCAGAACAUGUAAAAGCUUUGCUCACCUGUACACAGUCGCAAGCUGUAAGACAGAGUGCAAAUGUGCUACAACAUCUGGCUAGAGUUUUGGCAGCACUCACAUAUGGAAAUACAGAGAAGAUGGAAUUAUUAUGUGAAUAUUUCAAACCCGUACUCAACUUUUAUAAAUUUGAUUUUGAGCACACUCCCGAAGACGAUCAGAAGCUUGAGCUUUUCUGCGUGCUUACUCAGGGCAUUGAAAGAAACGCGAUUGGAAACACUUUGAAAGAUUAUAUUAUGAAAAUGGGUGUUGUUAAGGAUGCAUUUGAAUAUAUCACGGCACACGCACCUUGCGUUAAACCGACUCUUCUUCGAACAGAUAGCGACGAACUCAAAGAAUUCAUCUCUAAACCGGCUCUCAAAUAUAUCUUACGAUUACUUACGGGUCUUGCUACACACCACGAACCAACACAGAAUGCUGUGUGUCAAUUUACGAUAAGCAUUAUUCACCGAUUGGAACAAGUAUCGUCAAACGAACAUGUAGGUUCGCUAGCAGAAAAUCUGUUAGAAGCAUUGUGCACCAAUAAGAAGACAGCCGAGUUAAUUGAAGAAGCGCGUCAACAUACGCGUAGCGAGAAAAAAAGAUUGGCUAUGGCAAUGCGAAAACGACAGCUUGGUGCACUUGGUAUGCGCACCAACGACAAAGGUCAAGUCACUGCCAGUAGUUCGGUACUGCAGCAAAUGGAAGAUCUAGGUGAUGAAACUGGAUUGGUGUGUGUGAUUUGUCGAGAAGGCUAUAAGUUUAAGCCAAACAUGGUUCUUGGCAUUUAUACAUUCACGAAGCGCUGUAACGUAGAAGAAUUUGAGACGAAUCAGCGUAAAACAGUUGGUUACACGACGGUUUCCCACUUCAAUGUUGUUCACGUAGAUUGUCACAUGUCUGCCGUACGAUUAGCUCGUGCUCGAGAUGAAUGGGAAAGUGCUGCUUUGCAAAACGCGAAUACAAAAUGCAACGGAUUGCUACCACUGUGGGGACCACAAGUACCUGAAUCCGCAUUUGCUAGCUGUCUUGCCAGGCACAAUACCUACUUGCAAGAAUGCACCGGUCAUCGGGAUAUUUCAUACUCAUCGACAAUUCACGAUCUCAAGUUGUUGCUACUGCGUUUCGCUCAAGAAAAAAGUUUCCACGAUGAUACAGGUGGUGGUGGGCCACAGUCUAAUCUACACAUUGUACCUUACCUUAUUCAUAUGGCUCUUUAUGUCAUUAAUACAACGAGAUCGGCAUCGAGAGAAGAGAAAGCACUGCUCACAUACAUAGAAUCGCCGCCAUCGUCCGCUUGGUUAGAUAGUAGUUAUGAGGCUGAAGGACCGCUUUACCAGUGUGUUUUAUCAAUGUUGAUUUUGACGCCAACACGUUGGAAUUUAACGAAACUGACACACCUUCGAAGACUGAUAAUCUUGGCGCAUCAACGAUACGUUUCGCCGUCGGUCCCUUCCAAAACUUUAGUCGACACUACUGUCAAAGAUUAUUCAGUUUACAAGAGUGUGCUGGUGUUCUUCGGACUCGUCGACAGCAUCUAUGCACAUUUCUUCAAGAAAAUUAAUGUUCUGAGCGAGGACCAAUGGUCUAUCGUUUUGGCUGAGUAUAUAAGACACAAUGACGAAGCACUCUUAAAAGCUUCAGAAAAACUUCUCGUGACUUAUCGGGAUGAGUUGCUGCCUUGUGCAAGUUUUGACGAGUUUUGUGACGUCACAGGACUUCUUGAAGAUAUUUUUAUUCCAUCAACAUUUAUAACUGAAUUAUUGCAAAGUAUCGUCUAGCCAAAUGCUUGGAUUUUUUCAUUUUAUGCGUUAAAAAAAUAAAAACUAAUAAGCAUGUCAUUUGAUUAUAGAGAUUUUCUUUUAUGAUUUGCAUCAAAAUGUUUUGUGAUAAAUUGCGUCAUUGUACAAACUGCUGUAUUGCGAUUUGUUAUUUUUAUUAAAAAUAUAUAGGUUUGAAUUAAUCAAUGUUGUCAUACACUUAAAUUCAAUAAUAUAUUAGCGUUAAUUCAUGUUUUUGAAGAAUAACACAGCCUUUAGAGAGGAAGAACAGAUACUCAAAAAGGGACAGAAUUAGAGAUCCGAAAACUCGUACCUGGCCCAAGACUAGCAGCAAAACUUUUACGAAUUUCUUUUUUACAUUUAAUGUUCGCUAAAGUAUAUACUAUAAAUAAAAAUGACGUAAAUCCAGUCAAUGAUAUUUACAAUUGAUUUGUCUAGUUUGAAUAAAUAUAUAUAAAUUUUUAUUAAUUAUAUGGUAGUUCCAUGUAAAUUGAUAACAUUGAGAUUACUCUCGUCAACCUUAUCGAGAAUACCAAUUUAUGUCCCAUUCACGUCAAGCUAACAUCCUUUUCUUUUUCCACAAUCGAUCUUUGUUUAACCCAUACGAUUAUCAAACUUUGGUGAAUCUACUAUUAUAAAACCUAUUUAUUUGUCUAAAUUUCAUAUUUUACAAAUAUUAAUUCAUGCAAAAUAAAAUUGUCCUGUGUAAUAGAAAUAUAUGGUCUUUAGUUUUGAUGAGACACUCUUCUAAGAUUGUCUUUUCCAAAUACUAUCUUCAUCCUCUGAUCAGCCUUAACAAUAUAAUAUAAAAUUUGCGUCCGAAAUCUAAGGGAUAAAUUUGAAAAUUGCUUCAAAUAAA